Trametes versicolor FP-101664 SS1 is the source of this 618-nucleotide messenger RNA. RefSeq lists its product as uncharacterized. The record is from RefSeq and is a predicted model, not a curated record. The coding region runs from base 1 to 618 and encodes 205 amino acids. Lineage: Eukaryota; Fungi; Basidiomycota; Agaricomycetes; Polyporales; Polyporaceae. The transcript has 2 exons.
AUGCCUGGCGCACGCCCAAGAUCAGUCAUCUCUGGGGGCCGCACGACGAUCCAGGCACAUGGGGCGGACCUCAACCGAAGUGUGCGAGUCCGAGCAAUCCGUCCUCAUGAUCUGCCCCGCGAGGCCCGAGGGAGCCGGAUAACCAAGGCGCUCUACCAGGACUGCAUAACGGUCGUGCGCGCCAUCGCAACCGCUCUCGACCGACCUCGCCUCGCCGGCGUCCCUACAGCGGUGAACGUCGAGACAGAGCUGGUCGGACGGGCGGGCCGUUUCUUCGGGAAAGGCGGCAAGAUUGAACGCGCGAUGGACUACGUCCUGCAUGCCGCGAUGGAGCAAUCCUCUCGCGGCGACGGUACGUGGGAUGACAUACAGAGGGAGACGGCGGCGGCGAAGGACCCCGAUAUCGUUGCGUACGCUGCGAUACCGACUCGCGACAACGACCUGGCUUUUGCUGACGUAGCGGAGAGAUUGGCCCUCGGCGUCGUCGGCAGGAGUCGAAAAUCGGAGGGUUUAGAUGGCGAGCUGGACGACGUCCUCGGUGAUGAUGUGAUGGAGCAGCCCGACAACGAAGACAGUGACUAUGUGGAUAUCAAAGCCGGAGGAUCGGAGGAUUGGUGA